Molecule: messenger RNA, 9936 nt
Organism: Anastrepha ludens (Mexican fruit fly)
Lineage: Eukaryota; Metazoa; Arthropoda; Insecta; Diptera; Tephritidae
Gene: NKAIN
Product: sodium/potassium-transporting ATPase subunit beta-1-interacting protein
Exons: 5
Coding region: 38-3145 (1035 amino acids)
Biological process (GO): regulation of sodium ion transport
Source: RefSeq, a predicted model, not a curated record
AAUCAUCGAACGCCAAGUAUUCGAUUUUCUCGGAUACAUGUGGGCGCCCAUAUUGGUCAACUUCUUUCACAUAAUAUUUAUCAUAUUGGGAUUUUAUGGAGCAUAUCAUUUUAGAAUAAAAUAUAUAAUAACCUAUUUAAUAUGGAGCUUCAUUUGGAUCGGCUGGAAUGCAUUUCUCAUAUGCUUUUAUCUGAAUGUAGGCGUAUUGGAUCGGGACAGCGAUCUGCUCAAUUUGGGCACCGGUAGCGUUUCCUGGUUCGAGGUGAACGGCUAUGGUUGCAAACCGACAUAUCCUGUGAAUAUCACCUCCGACGAUCCAUUUCGCCCCAUACGUCCGGAACGUGUGGAUGACUGCUUAUUAGAUUAUACUAUAGUUGAAGUAGUGGAGUCGGGUGUGCAAUGUGCUUUAGCGUUACUUGGUAUUUUAGGCGCCAUAUUAAUAAGUUACAUAUUCCUCGAUGAAGAUGACAGAUUCGAUUUCGUGAAUGGCGACGCCAAGAGUCCCCAGCACACGGUGGUCCAUCCAAUGUACGUGAGCUACAGCAGCAUACCGACCUCGGCAAGCGCUAGCGCCACAUUGCUCUCAAACAAGCAUCACAACAAUCACCAAGCACUUAGUAACAAUAACAACCACCACCAAAUUCAUCCGCAACAACAGCAACUGCAACUGCAGCAGCAACUCCAUCAUCAGCAACCAAAUAAUUUUAACAGUAACACAUUUCUAAUACACACGAACAGCAUCAGCAACAACAGCCAUAGCCAUAGCCAUAGCCAUAGCCGUAGUCAUAGUCAUAAUCAUAGUCAGAGCAAUAGUCGCAGUCGCAGCCGCAGCAAUAGCCAAAGUGGCGGCAUUGCCGGUAGUGGCGCGACUAGAAAGGGUCGUGGCGGCGGCGGCGGCGGUGAUGGCAACAGCAACUCGCUUAGUGCAAGCAAGAAUAGCACAUUAACUCGAAUACUUUACAGUCCGAAGAGUAGUAAUAAAAUCGGCUCAUCCACAAGCAAUACGAUUCAGCCGACAGAUAUGUUACAGCGGCAACAAUCGCUGCCACAAACGCAUACCACCACAAUGUCGCAAGGCGCGCAGCAUUAUUACGAUGAUAGCACUGCGAAGGCGGAUCAGCUGUAUACGAACAGCAAUCGACGACAGUUCUUGAAUGGUACAACAUAUCAGCAGCAACAGCAACAACAACAACAACAACAACAUGUUGGCACACCGAAUUCCUCAUCGCACGACAACACCACUUCGUCGCUCUCUUACGCCUCGUUACAAAAUUCCAAUUUGAAUUUGACGCAAAGUUUACGCGGUGUCGGUGGUGGACCAAGUGGUGGGUUUGGCUACUCGGGGGGAGGUAGUGUUAGUGGUGGCGGUGGCUGUGGUGGCAUGAGUAUGGGUGGUGGUGUAGGUUCAAGCUCUGGUGGCGGUGUAGGUGGCUUCGGUCGUGGCGGCGGCGGCAGUGCCAUGACAGCUGCCUCCUCACAAGCGACGCUCAGUCCGCUCAGCAAUAGCCAGUUCAGCCUCAGCAAUAGCCUCAACAAUAACUAUAGUAAUCAUAGUGGCAGUAACAACAACAACAACACUAAUAACAACAUCAAUGUGUUAAACAAUCAUACUAACUAUAUGAAUAACAAUAACGGCAGCGUGGGCAGCGGUGUUGGGGGCGGCCACUUUGCGCGCAUCCACGCCAAACCCAAGCCCCCUAAGUCGACAAGCUACAGUAGCUUCAUUAACAAUGGCAGCGCUGCAAAUCUCACUGGCGGUGGCGGUUCCAUGACUAAUGUCCAUCGUCCCGAUAUCAAGUACACGCAGAUGUCCAAUGAACGUUUGUCGCGUAACUUGGAAGAGGGUUUGGAGGAUGACAAUUUCUCGUUGCAAAACUUCAAAACCGACGAUGGCAUCACAUAUGUGCCGUUCCAAAAGCCAACGCCGGGUGCGCUCUUCGUUGGCCAGAAUAACAAUCCCUCUUAUGUGUCGUUGAAUUCAUAUGCUGGCACACAAAUGUCACCCAACAACAAUGCUAGUCCAAAUACGAUUAACAAUAAUGCGUUGCCGCAAUUUACGCGCAGCAUUUCACAAUUGGCGCCACCACCGUCGACGCCACCAUCUCUCCCAGAGAGCGGUGAGAUACUUUUGGAGCGUGGCGCAGUUCUGCAACCCGCCUACAACUAUCAGCCACAUCCCCAACAGCAAAUGCUGAUGAUGCAGGCGUCGGGUCCAACGCACAUGCAAACGCAGCCACCACGCGGCGUGCAGUCGCAUCCACAGUCACAACCACAGCCACUACUAAAUCCUGCCAAUCGUUUUCUGUAUCAGCAGAAUGGUUUACCAUUCCAUCCAGCCUACAAUAAGCCCAUUCCAGUGCCACCACCGGUGCCCACACAUACGUCGCCGCCCAUGCCUGCAUCAUCUUAUCACCACAUGAGCCCAGCCGUCAAACAACCGCCACGCCCUACAAACAUUCCAUUACCCACCAUUCCGCCACAUUCAUUCGAUACACCCAUUUCACCCUCGGAGGUUACACCACCACCACCUCCUGCGCCACGUCCACACAUUUUCCAACCGCGUUCGGGCCAUGCGCCCUACCCUGAUCUCUCACCCGAAGUGACUGAGAAGUAUGCCAUGCCCACACAAUAUGUACCGCGCUCACCGGUUGCUUCGCGUAUUGCGCGUCGCCAGCGUCAGCAACAGCAACCCUCGCAUAAUUACCAUCAUCAACCAGCACAGCCGGCGACGCAUCACGUGAAUACAUCAGCAAAUUUCUGUGAUCAGGUGCGUGAUGCGCCGCCUGGCUAUAUAGUGGACGCGGGCUUCAGCAUUGUGCGCGCCAAAAGUUACGAUCGAUUAGCUUCUGUGUCGUCGUCGUCGGGUUCGGUGCGACGCGAGGCGAAAGGUCAGGCUCAACAACAACAGGCCCAACAGGUGCAAGUUAAUGCCGAAGCGGCGCCGCAUGUAAAUCGGCGUAGCGGCCGACGUGAUGCCGCUGGUCGUGCGCGUCCACGCUCCUAUUGCAAUUCGAUGUCUGGUGGUGAGGGUGUAAUACGCGGUAGCUUAGUCUAUGAGCGCGAUUUUGCGGUCGAGAGUGCUGCUGGUGGUGGUAGUGGCAUAGAUGAGGGCUGUGGAAAUGUUGGCGGUGAUCAGUUGGCAUAGGCAGAGGCCGGUAAAGUGAGUAGUACAGUGUUGGAGACGCAAAAGUUGCGUAAUCUCAACGAUCGUACGCGGUAUUGAGGUAGUUUUUCGAAGCAGGAAUUCAAGAAGCGAGACAUUUUGUAGGCAGUGAAGUCUUAAUUGGGGCAAUGAAGUCGUAAUUGGGGCAGUUCAUUGUUAUGAAGGCGAGAGGAAUAGCUAGAACGAUCUUGCGUGUUAUAUUCCGCAUUCGUUAUUCGUAAAAUAAUUAAAUAAAUAACUAUAAUUGUAGACUGCGUAGAGAGUUGGGUGAUAGGAAAGUGAUUGAAAUGAACUGCAAGCACUCAAGAAAACGAACAAAAAUGUGGACUAAAAUAUUUUUAAGUAGUACAGAUCGGCUUAAUAAAUGUGAGAUGGCUCUUAUUUCUUUAGAACUUUCUCUUCAACAGAAGCUCUCGACCGCACGAUCCAAGCGAACUGUAUAGAUAGAACAUAGAGAAAAAUCCGGUAUACUAUGCAAUAAAAUAUCUCGAUGGUUCGAGUGGAGCUCGUUUCACAGUUCACGACCAAAUCUGUAAUUUGUCAUAAUCGGACUAUUAGCAUGGAAAAGUUUUCGUUUCAAAAUGCUUAGUUAGUUUUAUUACUCGAGCGAAAGUUUUAUGAAAAGACUUUUCAAUUUUCAAAACCGUUAUAUAUUGCACUUACUGCCUCUCCAAAGUCAUUGAGAACCGCCACUAUUUCCGUUACAGUAUUAAUCCUUCAAGUAGCAUUCAGUUCAUUUUGGUGUUUUAUCACUUCUCACUCGAAUCAUUGCCAUUUCAAACAUUUCAGUGUUCAUUUUUUAUUGCAUCUUUCAGCUCAUACGCAUAAACCCAAUCUCGCUCUCAUUUCCAAGUCAUUUCGUUCUUAUUAUUUAUAAUUUUUUUUUCUCGAUUUUAUUUUUAUUUCAACUAUUAAUUUCCAUUUUUUAGACUCGUAGACUAUGAUUGCUGAAUUGACAUUACUCAUAUGCGGAAAAGUGGUGGUUAACUGGUUGUUGAAGCUUCUCUCAAACUCCUCUCUCUCUCAGAUGCUUCUUCGCGCGCCUCUCUUCCUCGCAAAAUCUCAUUCAUGCCCUCAAACAUACACGCUCUCUUUUAAUCGAACAAUUAGCUCGGCUGCGCUCUCUGCCAUUUGCGCUGCCCUCAACAAAAUGUUGCACGGGCUGAUGUUGCUGUUGCUACUAAUGCGAUGUUGCUGCAAUAUAUUGCUAAGUGAAAACAAAUUACUAUGCCAAGUGGCUAGAACGAAGUAUGUAAAUGUUAUGCAAAUUCAAAAGGAAUUUGAAAAUUGUUAUACAAUUUUGUUUUAUGGCAUGACGAUGAUGAUUGCAAUGAAUGCAAGGAAAAAACUGAAAAUUCAUGUUGUGUACUAAAAAUGUGUUAAUCAAAGAAACCAACAAAAAAUGUUAAAAAAUAUUUGGUGUUGUUACUUUGUGUCUUAGAAUUUAUGUUGUUAACCUGCAUACGAACACACAAGCACAUAUAUACAUAUACACUAGUUUGUAUUGUAAAUUGACGAUGUAAAUUACUAUAUUAUUUAACGAAACAUACACACAUACUUAUCUACUUAUUUGUAUGUAUAUGUACAUAAUAUACACUAUAUAAAAUAACUUAGUUCUUAUAAUAAUACUGCAAUGGGUAUUUGAUUUAAUUUGAACGAACUUCAGGCUGAUGGCAAUAAUAUUUGCUUGGAAAGCUCACAAAGCUGGAGCCACAAAUCACAAUUAGAAAGUAGCUUAGAUUAAUACACAAUUUGAGGUGUUAAGCGCAAACGACGGUGUUAGCAACAUGUGCUCAGAAGUGUUGCGAGCGCUGAAAAGGUGGAAAAAAUGUAGAGAAGUGGGUGUAGACACAGCAACAUGUGUACAAAAUUGAUAUGUUGCGAGCGCUGAAAAGGUGGAAACAUGUUCUUAGAGAAGUGGUGGUACAGAAGUAAGGAGUUAGACACUAAAGUAGGAACGUAUCUUUGGAACGAGAUUAAUUAAAUAAAUAAUGAAAUAUUUUAUAAGUAAUACGUUUUUGAUAGCCAGUGAAAUUCCAGUGGUGCAUUAAUAGCUUUCAUUCACAUUAGAAAAUCGAUUGAGAGAAAAAUACGUAAAACGAAAAGAGUAAACAUUUUGGGGGAGAAAUAAAAAAAAUUUGUAAAACCAAGCGAACGAGGAUAUUUUACAAAACCAGUAAUAAAUGAAGACACAGAGUAGACAGAGACUGAGUAGAAAGAGAUAGCGACGAUGUCGACGUAGAUGGAGACACUGGUGGACAACGAUAAAGAUAAAGAUAAAGAUAAAGAAAAAGAUAAAUAUAAAUAUAAAUAUAAAUAUAAAGAUAAAUAUAAAUAUAAAUAUAAAUAUAAAUAUAAAGAUAAAGAUAAAGAUAAAGAUAAAGAUAAAGAUAAAGAUAAAGAUAAAGAUAAAGAUAAAGAUAAAGAUAAAGAUAAAGAUAAAGAUAAAGAUAAAGAUAAAGAUAAAAAUAAAGAUAAGGAUAAAGAUAAAGAUAAAUAUAAAGAUAAAGAUAAAAAUAAAAAUAAAGAAAGAUAAAGAUAAAGAACGAUAAAGAUAGAGAUAAAAAUAAAGAUAAAAAUAAAAAUAAAGAAAGAUAAAGAUAAAGAUAAAGAACGAUAAAGAUAGAGAUAAACUAAAGAUAAAAAUAAAAAUAAAGAUAAAGAUAAAGAACGAUAAAGAUAGAGAUAAACUAAAGAUAAAGAUAAAAAUAAAGAUAAAGAUAAAGGUACAGUUAAAUAUAAAGAUAAAGACAUAUACCCAAAGGAAUGGAGCUAAAAACCAGUUACAUAUACAGACAUAGACACAGAUACAAAUAUAUACACAGUUAAGAUAUAUACUGAUAAACAUACUUAUGUAGGUCCAAAUACAUACAGUGACCGACAAAAGUCUACAUACACUCCCCAUUUCCACUGGAUUGAAAGUUCAAAAACUUUACUGAAAAAUGUGUUUACAUAGUUUUAUUUGAAAGCUUUUUCUAAUCAUUAUAAAUUUAAAAAAAUCCAUACAUUAACAUAAAAUAGCAAAGCUAUGGCAAAAGAAACCUAAAACCAAAAGUCUACAUACAGUACACAAGUAUCGUACUCCAGUGUGAAAAACUUCACUUAACUCUAAGUAAUAUUGCUUCUUAGUAUUUAUUUGGUCCACCACCAUUAGCAUCAUUUAAACCUUGAAGCCGUCGUGGCAUCGAGGUGACUAAAUUUGUUAAAUCUGCAGAAGUUAUAUUGUUCCAAGCUUCUAUUAGUUGUUCUUUGAGCACUGAAGCAUUUGAAAUCAGAUUUUUUCUAAUUUUUCGAGGUAAAAUUUCCCAAACAUGUUCAAUAAUAUUCAAAUCUGGGCUUUGCGGUGGUGUAUUUAAUCGCCUUGGAGCAUGGUAAAGCAGCCAAUCCUUGACAAUGUGUGAUGUGUGCUUUGGAUAGUUAUCCUGUUGAAAGACCCAACCUGGACCAAGCUCCAAAUCAUCAACCGAAGAUUUCAGAUUGACUUCCUACGAUUUAAAACGAUCCAUAUUACCUUCAAUAAAUACUAAUCUUUCAACUCCAAAUGCAGCAACAGCCUCCAAACCAUUACAUUGCCGCCACGAUGCUUCACUGUUGGUAUCAAAUUCUUCGGACUCAGUGCAGUAUUUUUUUCCUCCACACUUUUGCUCUUCUAUCGCUAUCGAAUAUAUUAAACUUUGACUCAUUUGUAAACAAAACUUUUUGCCAAAAAUCCAUCCCCUUUUCCCUGUGUGCUUUGGCGAACUCCAGGCGAAAUUUACGGUUUCAGAAAUAAGAGGCUUUUUUCGUGGUGUUCUACUAUGAAAGUCGUUUUUGUUCAAAGCUCUUCGAAUUGUUCUUGAAUGAACACACUUGAUGGAUGAGCUUGCUAUAUCCUCGACCAAUUUCGGAGCAGAAACUUGUGGAUUUUUGUCCACCUCUUUUAGAAUCAAACAGACGUCUCUGCGAGAUAGUUUGCUCGGGCGGCCACUGCGCGGCUUAUUUUCGGUGGAACCACUAUUUUUAAAGUUUUUUACAAUGGUCUGAACUGUUGCACGACUUAAGUUUAAGAUUUUUGAAAUUUCGCCAUAUGAUUUUUUUUCUUUCCUGUAACGUCAACUGAUAUUUCUUUUCGAGGAGCCAUUGUAGAUGCUUAAGUAUUCAAAUUGUAACUAAAAUCAAUAUUAGCAAAGCAACAAACAUAAGAAAAGGAAAGAAAUAGACAAAAGGUAUUUUACCGUUAUCACAACAUAGGAUAUCAGAGUAGCAUAACUGUACUGUUUUAUGUUAAAGAAUGGAUUUGCUUUAGUUAAGUCGAUUAGAAAAAGAUUUCAAAUGAAAUUGCAUAAAUACAUUUUGAAGCAAAGUGAUUGUACUUUGUAAACAACGAAAGGGAAUAUGUAGACUACUGUCGGCCACUGUAAGUAGAUGAGGGUACAGAUAGACACAGAAAUGUAAAUACAUAUGCAAUCAGCGAUGCAGAGAUAAAUUAUAAUGAAACAUUUAUUACAAGUUUCCUUAAUCCUUUUCGAGCAAAAAGUUUUCUCUGAAUGAUAACCAAGUAAAUUUAUAUGUCUGUCUCUUUCAUGUUGUAAUUUAGAGUUGCAAGCUGAGAGUUUAAUAAUGAAAAGUUAGAGCAUUGAGCUUCACGCCCACUUUGGAGUACCGUUUGGAAAUUUAUAUUUAAUUUUUUGUAACUUGACUAUUCAAUUUGCGUCUCAAAGCAGUCACUCUGAUUGUGGAACGCAAAAAUACCUAUAAAUGGCGCGCAAUCUACUUUAGUAUAAAAAUUUGAUAUAUAUAUUUUUUUUUUUUAACUUUUUAUAAGUAAAUAAAUAUUUAAUCAAAUUUUGUUUUUAACAAAUUUCGAUCUCACUUGGAAAAAAUACAAAAUUAUAAAACACAGUGCUGCCAUUUUGAAACUUAGUUUCUCCAAAGCGAUUAUUCUGUAUAACUUAAAAAAUGUCUAUGGCCAUAUUUUAUAUAAAGUUACAUAGGUUUUUGAGCGGUCACAAAUUUGUUUACGUUUCUUUCAUUAAAAAUUUAAUACUAAAAUCAAAAAUAUUUAAAAAAAAUAUAUAAACAAAUACAUACGAAUACUCAAAAUCGGUUUUUAGGUUAGUAUUUUUUGACGGACUUGCAAAUCGCAAAAGUUAUUGGUGUAGUUAUGUCGCAACAAGAAUAAUAAUAAAGAUUGCCUUGUAGUUGAAGCGUAGAUAUGUAUGUAUUUAUUAAAAAGUAAACGUAAUUAUAAAGGAAAAAAAGAAAAAAAAAUUAUAAAAAUAAUGCGGCUCUCGUACGCGUGAAACGAGCGUAAAGCGAGUUGAAAUUUAUUUUUUAUUAAAAGUUUUUUGAGCGUUUAACUAAGAAAAAUAUAUUGAAAAAAGAAGAAAAAAAAACACUAAUCGAUGUUCUUUUAAUUUCAACUGUGAUAUAUAAACGAGAGUUGGAGUAUAUGAAACCUAAUGUAGAUGAGAAGAAAGCAAGGAGAAAUAUUUUGGUAGUAAAGUAAUAGAAAGUAGCGCCGAUGGGAAAGUUUACAAAUAUUUUGCAUAGAAAGCAAUUUACACAUUCAUUUACCUAUGACUGUAGUGCAGACUAUAUUAAACCGCUAUGUGAAAUGGGGAAAAGUAGAAAUGAAAUGCGUUUAGCUAACCUAGCCAUGUAAUGCUGUGUGCACACUUGGCAGUAAUGUGGCAGAAAGGGCGAGAUUUUGAAAAUCCAAAUUGAAUAGCAAAAAACGUAGUAAUAAAAGAAAAUACUUAUACGAAAUAUUUUAGCGAAAUUUUAACGUAAAGCCACAACUUCACCCAGUGUGAACACAGCUUUAUGUUGUGGGGAGUAUCAAAAUUGAAUGCAGGCAAAGCAAGAAAGAAUGCCGUUAAGCGAUGUAAAUGAGAAUCAAAAUUUUAUAUUUACAAAAUUCACACUCUGUAUAACUACUACGUAAAUAAAUAAAAAAAAAAAAUGUUUUCAAUCUAAAUUUAUUAAAAAACUGAAAUGUUGAUUUAAAAAAAAUAAUAAUAAUUUGUAGUUGCCUUUUUGCAUAACAAUAAUUGUAAUUGCACGUAAUUAAAACUUAAAGAAAAUAAGUAAAAUUAACAAAUUAAGAAAUAAACUAAGAAUUAAUAAAUAAAGGAAUUAAAGAAAAAAGUUAAAAAAAUCAGAUAUUAAAAAAAAAACACAAAAAAAGCAAGAAGUUUUGAACUGCAACUGCUCUAAAAACUAUCAUCAACCCUCAAACAUUUUUUGGUGUGUAGUUGUAACCCACACUUACACACACACACACACACACACUGUGUGCCAGCUAAUUUCGCCACUAACACUAGGGUGUGGCGAUGCAGUGUGUGAAAAUCCAGCAGCAUUUUCUCUGACAAAAAAAAACUAAAAACUAAAAAAAUAAAUUUCAUUAAAAACUAUACUAAACGAAAAACUUUAAAAUGUAGAGAAGCCUUGCAACACAACCAAAAUAAAUAGACUCAUAAAUGCCCACAUACAUAGACGAUACGUUUUUAUAAUUAAGCUUACCUACCAACACUCACACAAAACUAGUUAAAAGAAUUUUAAAUUGCUAAACGUAAACUGAAAAAUCAACUCACUACUACAUAAAUGUUGUUGUAACUACAUAAAACUCAAAGCAAAAUGAAUGCAGAACUUGAACUUAAAAAACUAAGCAUACAAAAAUUAAAAAAAUAAGCUGAGUAUCCAGCAUACAAACAAAGAAAUAAAUAAACUGAAAUCAGAAAGAAUAAGUAAGAAAUGAUGUUGCAAAUAAAUGUUUUUCUUUUUUCAAACUA